GUCUCGCGUGGGCUCCCACGUCUAAGAAACCGUCACCGAAAGUCCGCCGAGCCAAACCGCGUCCGUGCCGCCGCUCCGGCCCGCCCGAUAAGAAUCCGUCCCUCCGCCGCGAAGCCAAGCAACUUCCACUCCAAACGCAACGCAAACUCCAAGGGGGGCAAGGGACACGGUCGCGGAGCUCCCGCGCGCAUGGCCACGCCGGACACGAGCGGCGGCGGGCGGCGGCGGCGCGCGGAGCUGUGCGCGGCGGCCGUGUCGGCGGCGGACGCGGCCUCGUGGUGGUGCGCGGUGGCCCUGGUCGCGCUCGUGCUGCUGGGCGCGCUGCGCGCGGAGACCGCGGGCGGCGACGUGGACCGUCGGUUCAGGGGCCCGCGGCUGGGCGGCGCCGCGGCGCGGCCGUGCGAGGAGGUGUACGUGGUCGGGGACGGCGAGACGCUGCACAGCAUCAGCGACAAGUGCGGCGACCCCUUCAUCGUGGAGCGGAACCCGCACAUACACGACCCCGACGACGUCUUCCCGGGGCUCGUCAUCGCGCUCAGCCCCACCAAGAACGCCUGAGCUCUGCACGGGCGUCGCGCGACGCGUCCUGCACGGCACGGUUCGCGUGCGCGCGGCGGGGACGGACGAGCAAGAAGAACUCGAAGAGUUCUUCUGUCCUUUGUUGCUUUCUGGAUCCUUUGUUUAGUUUGCUCCCCGAACCGAUCCUUGUGUUCUUGACAAUAUCGAUCUCUGUUCUCAGGAGAAGAAACGGUAAGCUCUAAGCUGUGUAUACACAAAAUCACAAUAAAUUAAACUAUAUAUUUGAAGGAACCGGCUCUAUGCUUUAUUUUAUAUUAUUAUUAUUCUUGUAUUCUUUCAA
Messenger RNA from Panicum hallii, 859 nucleotides. RefSeq lists its product as uncharacterized. The record is from RefSeq and is a predicted model, not a curated record. The transcript has a single exon. Bases 190 to 558 code for a protein of 122 amino acids. NCBI's taxonomy places the organism in Eukaryota, Viridiplantae, Streptophyta, Magnoliopsida, Poales, Poaceae.